AUGCAGCUGGACAUGGGCAGUGCCGUGGGCCUGAGGGAUGGCUUCAAGCCCUUGGCCAAGUUCCUGGAGGAUGCCAAGCACUUCUAUGCCAGCGAGGGCUUCACCGUUGACUUCAAGAACCCCGCAGAGGCCGCCACUGAGAUCAACAAGUUCAUCGCCAUUAAGACCCAGGAAAAGAUCACGGACCUGGUGAAGGAUCUGGACCCUGAUACGGCCAUGGUGCUCAUCAACUACGUCUUCUUCAGAGGUAGGAGGACACUGUAGUAGGACAGAACGGUCGUGCACUUAUUGUUUGCUUUUAGAACAAUGAUAGAAUAGACUUGACUGACUGACUGACUCAUUGUCUGGUUUCCACACAUGGUAAACAGAAUAUGUGUCAAUAAAGAAUUAAAAGAAAAUGUAUGUGCAGGACAAAAUAACAAAAAAACAAAAAAGAAUUAGGCUUGUAACAUUUAUUAUUUUUCGACUUCCCCGUGUUAAUUACCCCUUAGUAACAAUUUCCUCUAUCUCCCCAAGGAAGUUGGAUAAGUUAUUCAAUGUCACGCAGACCCACAAGUCUGACUUCCAGGUGGACGAGAACACCAAGGUCAAUGUUAACAUGAUGAAGAGGACGGGUCUUUAUGAGUUGUACCAGGAUAACUUCACCAUCGUGGUCAUGCUGCCUUACAAAGGCAACUCCUCCAUGAUGGUGGUCCUGCCCGACAAGGGCAAGAUGGCGCAUGUGGAGGCCUUCAUUAUCAACAAGGACUAUCUGAAGCAUGUGCAUGAGAACCUGUGA
Messenger RNA from Coregonus sp. 'balchen', 778 nucleotides. The record is from the annotation of a GenBank genome assembly. Lineage: Eukaryota; Metazoa; Chordata; Actinopteri; Salmoniformes; Salmonidae.